Messenger RNA from Cydia strobilella, 1944 nucleotides. RefSeq lists its product as uncharacterized. Gene Ontology annotation, molecular function: transcription cis-regulatory region binding; DNA-binding transcription factor activity, RNA polymerase II-specific; zinc ion binding. Lineage: Eukaryota; Metazoa; Arthropoda; Insecta; Lepidoptera; Tortricidae. The transcript is spliced from 4 exons. Bases 129 to 1451 code for a protein of 440 amino acids. Gene Ontology annotation, cellular component: nucleus. Gene Ontology annotation, biological process: regulation of transcription by RNA polymerase II. The record is from RefSeq and is a predicted model, not a curated record.
UAACGGAAAAUUACCUGACAGUAAUGACCUUUGACAGGUCACUGACUGACAGAUCAAGAUCGCAGAAACAAAACAAACUUUGCAAAGCAAAUCUAUUUCCUCGCUUUUCCUUAUGAAAUCGAUGUAAAAUGUCUACUCCAUAUGUAAAAUUAAAACAGCCGUUGAACGAGUAUGCGUUACUAUGCCGUGGUUGCUUGGCCGAAUCAGGCGAGAUGAAGAAUAUGGAGGAAUGGGGCUUGGCGGACGACUUUUACAGGAUUGCCGAGGUGCCAAAAAGAGACAAUGUGACUGAACUUCUAUGUACAAAUUGCGAAGAGAACUUGUUGCGGUUGCGGAGCUUCAAACAGCGGUGUCAGGACUCGGACGCCUUCCUCAAGGACACUGCUAAGAAAAAAACUCAAGCCACACCAGAAAACACUAUAACCUGCGUCCUAAACGCCAACAAACUAAACAUUAUCAUCGCAGCCCAAGACAUGGAAUCCAAAAUCGUCCUCCCGUGCCCCUACGCCGUCGGUAACAAAUGCUCAGAAAAAUACUUGAAGAAGAGAUACCUGUAUAACCAUUUGGUGAAGCAUCACAGCUUAUCAGAUAAACUGGUGAUUGAAUGUCAGUAUUACUGCAGUUAUGAGGAGUGCUCGUACUUCGUCAAUGCAGGUAAGAAAAAGUUUUUCACCGAACGGAAAUACCUAAAUCAACAUUACAACAAAGUACACAGACCAAAAAUAAUCUGUGCACAAUGCAGCAUGAGCUUUACCGACGCAGAAUACGAACGACACUUAAAAGUAUGUAACAUUACAUAUCUAUGUCAAAUAUGUAAUAUAGAGUAUAAGAAUAACGAGAGAUUACUAGUACAUCUAAUGAGGAAACAUCCUCAAAUACAUGAGGAAUAUAAAAGAGGGCGAAAAAAGAAAAUCUCUGAAACGGCCACGGAGUGUAAAAGGAUUAAAAUCGAUGAGAAACUUGAAUAUAUCUGUGACAGUCCUAAAAGGACUUUGGCUACUCAAACGCGUCCAGAAGAAAAUAUAAAAAACGAUGUUGCGUUACCUUCAUGGAAAAGCGAUGGUGAAGCGAAAACUGAUGAGAUUUCAACGCAAACAGUCUUCGAAGAUUUACUCUCACUUAAAUCUCAAACUAGCGAAGAUGACUCCAUAUUCUUUUCAGAAACAGUCUCGUUAUCUGACAUUCAAACUCAAACAUUCCCUAUAGAGUUCGGUUUAAGUAGAUGUAACAAGCAAACGGCUACUGAAACGCAGUCUCCUGAUUUAAGUAUAAAAGAGACGCAGACUUGUCUAUGCCUCUACGAUUCGAAGUUUAAAUUAUUUGACAGCGUGUCUUCGAGUCCGUUGACUCUGACGUCAACGGAGACUCAGACGGGAGACAAGUUUGAUGUGAAGGAUGAUAUGUUGUUUCAGUCUACUGAAACGCAGACUUGCUUUGAGGAGGAAUUGUGACAGUGGUCAUAUCUACAACUGUAAGUUGCAUAAUAUGAUAAUAUCACUAGAGUCCGACCGAAAUUUCGGUUUCAGCAAGUUUCUGUUAAAUAUCAUGUUUCGCCGAAGGUUCGCCGAACGUUUCGGUUUCGGCAGGUGACGACAUACGUUUCGGCCGAAGGAUCGGUUUCGGCUUGGACAAGACCAAAACCGAACCUUCGGUCUCGAUGUAGGCAAAAAAACCGGUUUCGGUCGGACACUAAAUAUCGCAUUAAAGGUCAGAGGCCGUACACACUUAUAUUAUAUCUUAUUUUUAAUAAAUCUGAAUACAUAUAAAAUUUUACCAAUUAUUAAUGCAAAAAAUAUCUAUUACAUAUCUAUUUUUUAUUAUUAUUACAAAUAGGCAAGCAUUUGACCGCAAUCUCACCUGAUGGUAAGUGCCGAUGCAGUCUAGGAUGGAUCAUGCUUACCUAAAAGAUGUCUAUUCACUCUCGAUUUAAAAAGAUCCAAGUUA